Molecule: messenger RNA, 5473 nt
Organism: Mesoplodon densirostris (Blainville's beaked whale)
Lineage: Eukaryota; Metazoa; Chordata; Mammalia; Artiodactyla; Ziphiidae
Gene: PPP1R3B
Product: protein phosphatase 1 regulatory subunit 3B
Exons: 2
Coding region: 160-1014 (284 amino acids)
Biological process (GO): regulation of glycogen catabolic process; regulation of glycogen biosynthetic process
Cellular component (GO): protein phosphatase type 1 complex
Molecular function (GO): protein phosphatase 1 binding; protein phosphatase regulator activity; glycogen binding
Source: RefSeq, a predicted model, not a curated record
CCCAGCCCAAGGCCUGCCUCCCGGACACACCGAGGCUCACGUAGUCUGGUGGCGGCAGCCUCCCCUGCCAUCUCCCUCCGGGCUUUCCGAUGCAGCGAGCCAGCUGGAGAGGGGGCUUCCCCGCGGCCCAACAGGGUUCUAGCCUGCUCUAGCCCCGUGAUGGCUGUGGACAUAGAGUGCAGGUACAGCUGCAUGGCCCCCUCCUUGCGCAGAGAGCGGUUUGCCUUCCAGAUCUCCCCGAAGCCAAGCAAACCCCUGAGGCCUUGUAUUCAGCUGAGCGGCAAGAAUGAAGCCAGCGGUACGGUGGCCCCGACUGUCCAGGAGAAGAAGGUGAAGAAGCGGGUGUCCUUUGCAGACAACCAAGGGCUGGCCCUGACAAUGGUCAAAGUGUUCUCCGAGUUUGAUGACCCGUUAGAUAUUCCACUGAACAUCACCGAGCUCCUGGACAGCAUUGUGAGUCUGACAACGGCGGAGAGCGAGAGCUUUGUGCUGGAUUUCUCUCAGCCCUCUGCCGACUACCUGGACUUCAGAAAUCGGCUUCGGACCGACCACGUCUGCCUGGAGAACUGCGUCUUGAAGGACAGGGCCAUUGCGGGCACGGUGAAGGUGCAAAACCUCGCAUUUGAGAAGAUGGUGAAAGUCAGAAUGACAUUCGACACCUGGAAAAGCUUCACAGACUUUCCCUGUUGGUACGUGAAGGACACGUACGCAGGUUCAGACAAGGACACGUUCUCCUUUGAAAUCAGCUUGCCUGAAAAAAUUCAGUCUUACGAGAGGAUGGAGUUUGCCGUGUGCUAUGAGUGCAACGGACAGACGUACUGGGACAGCAAUAAAGGCAAAAACUAUAGGAUCAUCCGGGCAGAGUUGAAAUCCACCCAGGGAACAGCCCAGCCACCAAAUGGACCAGAUUUUGGAAUAGCUUUUGACCCGUUUGGAAGCCCUCGGUGUUCCUAUGGUCUGUUUCCAGAGUGGCCUAGUUAUUUAGGAUACGAGAAGCUUGGGCCCUACUAUUAGUGAUGGCCUGGGAUGGAGCCGGGCCGAGUGGGUGCACACGAGCCGAGCUGCAUCACCCCAGGACGGAGAUGGAAGCCCAGAGAAAAGCCGAACUGCCAGCAGGCACAGUUUUCGAAAAGAAAGGAUCCUAGUCACUUUUUUUCUUCAAGCAGCCAAGCCAGCCAGGCUUAGAUCACAGAACUGGGUUCACACUCAGAGGAGAUUGGUGUGCGGUCUGUUUGGCCCCCGCGUGGUGGCGACGAGGGUCUGAGCAGGAUGGUGCUGGAAAUCGUCUGGACGGGACCCAGGCCUACAGGAAGCGCUGGCCAGGCCAGAGGAUGGUGGCUCAGUGACGAGGAGCCCCUCUCCCCUCGGGUGUGGGAAGUCAGUCCCCCGGAAAGCCCCCGGCCCCCUCUUCUUGUGGUCUUCCCCGCCCACCCGGGGCCUCCCCACCUGUUGCAGCUGCCCCGCCGUGUCUACAUGGGCUUCACACUUCAUCUCUGUGUGUUUGAUUUUCUUCCACAGUUCAUCUGCAGUUCAGGAAAAGAUAAUAAAGGCAGAUCAGCUCAUGACGGAGACAGGCAUUUCCUUUUCCUGACCCCGCUUAGAUAUCCCAGCAGAGGACGACACACCAGCCAUGAAAAGUCAACUGGCUCCUGUGCGGUGUCACCACCCAUGGCAGGCUGAUGCCAGGCAGGUCAGGAGUGGGACACUUUUAGCUCCACCUCUUGGCGCUGCGGGGAGCUUUCUAAGCACUCGCUCUUACCCUGAGUCACCCGCGGGCUCAAUUACAAGACUUGCUGUAACUUGCCAAGCUGGUUUGCCCGUGUCUCUUUCUUCACAAAAGGAUUUUAGGAUCUCUUUUCCUGGAGAGUCAUCUUUUACGCUGUGCUCAGGACGUUUGGAUUUGCAGAUUAAGUGUAUCCUCGGCACCUUCAGGAAGUGCUUGGUUGUAUCUUGACUGUGAUUUACAACAUCCACGUUGUAAACAGCACCUUACAAGCCCCCACGGACUUGGAUUUGGUUGUUCUUACCUAUGGUGUGUGGGUAUGUAAAGGGAUAGGGGAGAAGAACCUCACCGAGUUCUCAGAUGUCGUUUUCGCUGUUUGCCAACUCUGAAAUAUCAGAGAUUAUUUGUUCUUAACCACGUUGGACUAAAGCAUUAAAAGUCUGUUGGUUCAUACUGUUGUGAGACUCCUGGGACUUUCCUUGUCAGAUGGACCCCCAAACCCUGUGAUUUUUCUUGGGCAAAAUUGGUUGGUCCUUGGGGGUGUUUAAAAAUGUUUUUACAUGUGUAUUUGUAGAAGGUUGGGGUCUUUUUCUGUUCUGUUUUUGUUUUUGGAGCUUAGCUAAAUGACUGCCUCAUUUUUCUUUUGCCUGACCUUACUAAAGUGAGGUCUUCCUCAGGGAGGAAGGAAGAGGAAUGCCCCACCGCCUGGAUUUGGGGGCACAGCUCCUGGACUCUGCAAGCAAAGAGUCUUCUUUCGCUUGCAUUAUCCAGAUCAGUUGGAAGAGACCUCCCAGCUUCUGUGGCUUUGUAAAUUAGCAUCAAGCAGGUCUGGAGUGUCUUGGCUCCUAGAGUUUUGUGGUUGGGUUUUUUCUUUUUUGAACUUUAAAAAGUUUUAACUUUUUAAAGGCUCUUAAGUGGUGUUCCACGGAGUUCUUGUUCCUAAAACUGGCUGUGACUAGUCUGCAAUCUACUGCUUUAUUUUUUAUGUCUCUCCUAGGUGGGCAGCACUGGGGGUUACGUGAUAAUUUAUGGGACAAUCACAUUUUUUAUGCUGAUAUUGGGCAGAACUGGGUUUUAUCUAAGCAUGUCUUACAUCAGGUACACAGACAGUACUCCCUGUGUUACAAAUCUGGUGAUCAGAACUAUCAUAUAAUAGUGUAAAUCGACACCAUGGGAAGCAAAACCGAUCUUACAUAGGUCAUGAAUUUAUUUUGCUUUACGAAGUCCCACCCUCCUCCUCCAGUUUAUGAAGGGUACAAGGGGUACUGUCCUUUCCCUAUUAACAGACCAAAGGUAUCAAGAUCGUUCUCUGUUCGUAAGAAAAAUGCCUCAAGUGACUUCUGUAUGGUUUUCAGUAAUAAGGAUCUUAAGGCGUUCCCGUGUGGGAAUUUGAAAUAUGGUAAUUCAGUGAUAAGUAUGUCUUUUAAAACACCACAAACGCUCUCCCACCCCUCUUUCCUCCCAGCUGACCCCUGCUUUCCUGCCAGGAGCACUGCUUGCAAGCCCCCUGCUGGUGCACCUGGGUUGCUUACCCCACCAGGCAAGUCCUCACCCGCUGGCAAAGACCCUUCUCUGACUAAAGCAAGUGCCCGCCCAAGUUCCCUGUCAGCACCGUCAUGCAGUGAGGUUACAGCGUCUGAAAAAUAGUCUCCUCUUUACCGAUCAGUCUGUCUCCUUUUGGGGCGGUUCUGUCCCAGGAAAUCAACAGAUGGCCUCAGGACCUGCUCCUCCUAUGGGCCUUCUCCUUGUUCGUAGCUCACCGGCAGUAGACAGGUGACACACUGCAGAAAGUGACCGGUUUCUUUUCUUUUUCCUCACUUGCAAGGUCAUAAUGUCACCAUUUUAAUUAAGAAAAACAGCUUUUUUUUCUUCCAGUGGAAAUAGCUUGAAACUCAAUUGAUAAUUCUUACAACUGGUACUAAACAAAGGUGGGGAAAAAAACCCAAUCAGAACUGGUAACAGCAGGUCAACAGCAGACAAAGAGCAGGGAGAAAGGGAAUUUUCCAUGCAAAGGAGAUUGUGCACGUGCAUAAUUCAAGGCCACAAUCAUUUUCUACCCCCAAGUUUGUGUGUUGUAUGCUUGCUUUCAACUGAAUUACCAUAAUAUUGUUUGUAUCCAUGAUUCAUUUACCUAGCCAAAAAUAGGCUCACCAGUGAGUUUUGCAGCUGUCCUUUUUUUUUUUUUUAACAUCUCUAUUGGAGUAUAAUUGCUUUACAAUGAUGUGUUAAGUUUCUGCUGUAUAACAAAGUGAAUCAGCUAUACAUAUACAUAUAUCCCCAUAUCUCCUCCCUCUUGUGUCUCCCUCCCACCCUCCCUAUCCCACCCCUCUAGGUGGUCACAAAGCACUGAGCUGAUCUCCCUGUGCUAUGCAGCUGCUUCCCACUAGCUAUCUAUUUUACAUUUGGUAGUGUAUAUAUGUCCAUGCCACUCUCUCACUUCAUCCCAGCUUACCCUUCCCCUUGGAAAGUGACAGGUUUCUUAGUUGGAGAUAUGAAUGCAGCCUGACCUGUAGAUUUGACCCUCAGACAGCUCUUGGUUAUGAUGACACGUGGCCCCCUCCCCAACUUGCCCCCAAAGGACCAGCCUUCUGCCGCUGGUGCAGCUGUCCGUGGAUGGGGAGGCAGCUCCAUUUCUGUUUCAUAUUUAUUCCCCCAUACGUCCUGGGGAGCAUUUGCAAAUUAGGUGCAAUAAGUAAGCUAGACUAUCUAAAGACAGAUUUUAAACAAUAAGCUUUCAGUGUCUCUUGGAAGAUGUGAAGCAUUUGGGCGAGUUGGUUUGCUUUUUUUUAAGUAUUCUUGUGAUAGGAGAGCUGGUGAGAAACAAUGGAGUUACGUAGUUCUCCAGAAAUUAAAACAAUUUCAGAGUCAAGGUAGAGUUUAUUUCUCUCUGAGAUUUAAUUUUAAUGGUGGCAAAACAUUACUCUCUCAAUGUUUCUUAAAGAUGUAAAUCUUGAACUGCUAAAAGAAUGUUUUGUGGUUUUGAUCUUUGCAUAUAAUUUGCUUUUUUUUUACAACAAGCGUUACUUGUAGUCACUGGGACAUUAAAUGGCUUGUAUAUAUAUGUUUAUACACCAAAAAAGUGUUUGCUCACUUUUCAGAAGUGCCGUUGUCUAGGUCUUCCCUCUCAGUGGACAGUGAGUGAAAACCUCGGUGUCUUUCCUGUUUUCCACGUGUUAGAUCCCUCGAAUGGACGUGGUGUGCUGGAGAAAGCACAUGGCUGUCUGCUCUGGGAGGUCCUGACGGCCUGUCUCUCCCCAGAUGAUCACUGACAUUGGGGCUAAGAUGUUACACACACAGUGGGAUCUCCCAGGGUCAUCGAAGACGAUUUGCCAGCGUAUCUUCGCUUCCUGAAGUGGGACACCUCUGGACUGGGAAGGACAGCUGUGCUGACGGGCAGCUUUUCCUUGUUAUGGUUGUAAAGCGUUGCAGCCCAGGUUGUAAGGUUGUGAAUGUUUUUACAGUCUUGUUUAUCAGUUCCUCGAGUCGGCUGGACCCGUGAAGACUCCAAGAAUGCAGCUGUGAUGGUGGUGGUCCACUCUUCCUUCUAUGUAUGUGAAUGUAGAAACGGAGACUCAUCUUCAUUUUCAUGCCUAAAAGUGCCUUGUUGAGAAAGUUCCACAGGCUUUAAAAAAAAUACAUAUUUUUGUACACAGAGUUAAAGGGGAAAUGCACUUUAAAAUCACAAGAAUGGAUGCCUUUUGUGUGGUAUAAGAGAGUGGUUUGUUUGAAUCUCAAAUGCAAAAAUGUAAU